Messenger RNA from Rangifer tarandus platyrhynchus (Svalbard reindeer), 624 nucleotides. The record is from the annotation of a GenBank genome assembly. Lineage: Eukaryota; Metazoa; Chordata; Mammalia; Artiodactyla; Cervidae.
AUGUGGGACCCCCGCGCCCCGGCCUCGCCCGUGCGGUGCCCGCUGCGGCUAGUGCAGGAAUGGGGUGCCGCCUCCCCUCCCGGGUGGAUGGCCCGGCCCGGGGGCGGCGCGCAGCGAUGGUUCCCCGCGCCGCCGCAGCUGCUGCAAUGCGCCAUUUUCGGUCCCGCAGAGUCCGGCGCUGGGGUGAGAGUUGCCAACGAGGUGUCGCGCCCCCCACAUCAGAGUCAACUCACAUGUCACCGAGAGAAGGAUGAGAGGACCGUUUCCUCUCCGGAGUCUGCGGCUAGACACCCGAUCGGGAAACGCUGCGGUGAAGCCGCCCGCACCUCCGAACUCCGCCUCUGGCUGCCCACCGGAGCUCUAACUGCGGUGGAACUUACUGCAGUUGCCGCGCCGGCCCCAGUCUUUAUCAGUGCUGGCCACGCCUCCCGGAUCAAGCUGACAACCCUGCAGCCCAAUCCAUGCCCAGGACGGGCGCUAGUCCCCGAAGCGAAGGCCGGACAAGGCCUAGAGUGCCCGCCCCAGAAAAUCAGCCAAUCACAGCUCUCUUCUCCUUCUGAUUCUGGAAAGGAGCUGCACCGGGAGGAUCUGACCAAUACAACUCUGGCUUGCUUACCUGUCUAA